Molecule: messenger RNA, 1624 nt
Organism: Amyelois transitella
Lineage: Eukaryota; Metazoa; Arthropoda; Insecta; Lepidoptera; Pyralidae
Gene: Mrm2
Product: rRNA methyltransferase 2, mitochondrial
Exons: 4
Coding region: 147-914 (255 amino acids)
Biological process (GO): RNA methylation
Cellular component (GO): mitochondrion
Molecular function (GO): rRNA (uridine-2'-O-ribose)-methyltransferase activity
Source: RefSeq, a predicted model, not a curated record
GCAACAUUGAGGGAAGAUUACAUUUACAAAAGCAUAAUAUUUUUCUAGUUCAUUUCGUCUAUAAACAAAUAUUUUCCAUUUGGAAUCAUAACGUGUUCUUAUGAUUUUGUACAUUUCUUUAACGUAAAUUUUGUUUAUAGUAUACAAUGCUAUCGUCGCCUUUACUGGCACCAUCACCUUUGAAUUAUACAAGAAUGUGUUUUCUUGUUCACUGUCUAAAAAGGUUGAAAAGUUCGCAACAGUGGUUAAGCAGACAAAAAGCUGAUCCUUACGUGGAAAAAGCUAAAGUAUACAAUUACAGGUGUCGCAGUGCUUUCAAAUUGAUAGAAAUGAAUGAAAAAGCGAAUAUUCUCUCUCCGGGUCUAUCUGUCAUAGACCUUGGAGCAUCUCCUGGAUCCUGGACUCAGGUUGCUGUUCAGUUAACAAAUGCUGAUGGAGCUGAUAAAACAAAACCUAAAGGCUCAGUACUUGCUAUUGACAAGUUACAUAUUUUUCCAAUUCAGGGUGCUACAAUAAUUAAUAAUUUGGACUUUUCUACAAUAGAAGCUCAUGACAAGGUUGUAGAGGCUCUCAAUGGCAAGCAAGUGGAUUUAGUAUUGUCUGACAUGGCUCCAAGUGCUACCGGUGUCAAGGAGUUGGACAAAGAUAGAAUAAUUGGUCUUUGUUACAUGGCCAUAAGAUUUUCUGCUCUAGUCACUAAAAUUAAUGGUAAUUUGUUAUUUAAAGUCUGGGACGGCAAAGAGGUUCCGAUACUAGAAAUGGACUUGGAAAGAUUCUAUAAUAAUAUAAAGAUUUUAAAGCCUAGAGCCAGUAGAUCAGAUUCUUCUGAAAAGUUUAUCCUUGCCAGAGGAUUCAAAGGAGUACAACUGCCUUUGCGGAAUGGUAAAAUAAAAGAGGAGAUAAAAAACUAUUAGAGUAAGUUAAGUAUAAAAUAUAAAAAAAUAAAAGAACAUCUGGAAAGAAUUUCAUUUAAUUUUGUUGCAGCAUUUUCAAGCAAUAUUUAAUUGAAAACAGUAUUUAAAUAAAAAAAAUUGUAACACAAUAUUAUACAUAGAACUCACACACAGGCCAAUCAAAGAUUUGUACCAUUUACUUGAACAAAAUAUAUCACAAUACCAUAGGUAGCCUCUAAGCAUGAACUACUUAAAAUUAUGUACCUGUUUUUUUUUUUGGACAUUGAAAUAAUAAAAUCUAUUCUAUUCACAAAGUUAAUCCCAUAACAUAAAAUCCAGCAUUAUAAGUUAUGUAUAUGGCAAUAACAAUCUUACUAUUUGCUAUAUUUGUUCUAUGUACAUAACAUAGACAAAGAGUUUGUAGGUAACCAUAAAGUCAUAUGCUGGAUUUUUUUAUACAUUUAGAUUCAGAUUCAUCUAUACAGAUAUUAUAAAGAAAAAUAAUUAUUUCAGAUAUCUUUACCAUACAAUACCUCAUUAGUCAUUUUAGGUGUUUAUGGAUUUAGAUUUCCUAUAUACAAUAUUUAUUCUCUCACCUAAAACCAUACAAACAAAUACCUCACUAUUUAUAAUGAUUCUGCAUUAGCCACAAACUUUUAUCUAUUAAUAUUUAGUGUACAGUUGUUACCAUAAUUAAUUCACCUAAAUCAAUGCAACAUUAGUAUCAACAU